AGUGUAUAUUGUGUUUUCAUCUUUACUCUCUCUGACUUAGGAACCAAGUCAAAAGUUGAUGAAUUGAAGAUUGUAUAUGAUCGUGAAGAGUCUCCAAAUCUGGAGGAUUAUGAUGCAAAUACAGUGGCCAGCCUCUUGAAACAAUACCUUCGUGAGCUCCCAGAAAACAUUCUUACCAAGGAACUUUUGAUGAAGUUCGAAGAUGCAUGUGGGAAAGGCACAGACAGUGAAAAAGUCCAGGAGUGCCAGCGCCUGCUAAAGGAACUGCCUGCAGCUAAUUACCUCCUCUUUACUUGGCUUAUUAUCCAUAUGAACCAUGUCAUUGAAAAAGAAAGUGAAACAAAAAUGAACAUCCAGAAUAUUUCUAUUGUUCUUAGUCCUACUGUUCAGAUCAGCAAUCGCGUACUGUACCUGCUUUUCACUCAUGUCAAAGAGCUGUUUGGGGAGAAAGAGCUAAAACCAGUCGUGAAACCACUUCGCUGGUCUAACGUGGCAACAAUGCCGGUCUUACCCGAGACACAAGAGAGUAUUAAAGAAGAAAUUCGGCGGCAGGAAUUCCUGUUGAAUUGUUUGCACAGAGAUUUGCAAGCUGGCAUAAAGGACUUAUCCAAAGAAGAGAGGCUGUGGGAAGUGCAACGGAUUUUAACAGCACUGAAGCGGAAACUUCGUGAAGCUAAAAGGCAGGAAUGUGAAACAAAGAUUGCCCAAGAAAUAGCUAGCCUUUCAAAGGAAGAUGUUUCUAAAGAAGAAAUGAAUGAGAAUGAAGAGGAAGUUAUUAAUAUUCUCCUGGCUCAGGAGAAUGAAAUCCUGACAGAACAGGAGGAACUGCUGGCCAUGGAGCAGUUUUUACGAAGACAGAUUGCAACUGAGAAAGAGGAGAUUGACCGGCUCAGAGCAGAGAUUGCAGAAAUUCAGAGUCGCCAGCAACAACAUGGCCGAAGUGAAACGGAGGAAUACUCUUCCGAAAGUGAAAGCGAAAGUGAGGAUGAGGAAGAGUUGCAGCUCAUCCUGGAGGACCUUCAGCGACAAAAUGAAGAGUUAGAGGUGAAGAACAACCACCUGAACCAAGCAAUCCAUGACGAGCGAGAGGCCAUCAUUGAGUUGAGAGUGCAGCUUCGACUGUUACAGAUGCAGAGACUGAUGCAGGAGCAGCAGACUCAGGAUGAUGGAGAGGAGCGGGGAGAUAAUGCCACUAGUGCUCUUCAGCACAGGGAUGCUGUGAGCGAUGCCAGAAUUGCACAUGAGCAGCCCAAGUCUGUGAAGGAAGCCUUGAAACCAUCUCCAAGCAAAGACCAUAAGGAGACUUCAAUCUGAAGAGUUCCAGGCAAUUUGUUGCAUUGCAGCUGCACUUAACAAAACUUUGACCAGAAAGCUGUACAAGCGGUGAACUGUAAACAAUUGUUAUCAUCUUUUUCUACAGUUCAUUUUUGGUAAAUAAGUUACAAUGUCCCAAGUAUAAAGUCGAAAGCCAUGAGGUGAAAUGGUGUUGGUAAGCACAUGAGACAAAUCUUCUGAGUUUUUUUUUAAAAUGGAGAUAUGGGGUUUUGUUUUGUUUGAAAAGGACUGUGAAAAGUCUCUGGGCCACUUUUGUUUUGUAAUUAUGCAUGUGGAAAGUACUUUAUUUUAAAUUGAAUUUUCCCUAUUAAAUAAAAAUCUAUAUUUCUAGCUGAGGAUCAGUCAGUGGCAGGAAUGUUCAGAGUAGAGGCCUUUAAACGAUGAAAACGGAUGAAUGAUGAACUGAAUUGUCACGAUGAGCAAAGCUGAUAAAUAUUAUGUGGUUGUCAGUAAGUUCUCUUUUGUUGGCUUUACUUUUAUAAACUCAGUAUUUUGUCAUGAAUUGAUUUGAUGGAAUAUAUGCAGAGUUCACAGUAAUACCAACCUGAAAUUAGAUUGUGCCCUGGACUUCUGAUAACUCCUGCUUUUGUACAGUUGUUUGCACUGAUCCAUAAUUUAAAAUAAAAAUAAUAAAUGCUCAUGCAGAGAUGCAUGUGUUGAACAUUCCAGAGCUAGCUGAGGCUUUUGUGAAGCAUAUUUCAGCUUGAGAGGGCGGACAUUUCCAUGAACGCAAUCUCAGCUCAAUCGUUCAAGUGCCAUUAUCUUACUAAUUAUUGCCACUAAUGACAAAGAGUGCCUGGUGCAAAUGUCAAGGUAAUUUGAAUUUUCAUCGUCACUUGAUUAUCCAGUCUAUCUGCUGUUCGAAUAUUAGGUAUCUGCUUUCAAUUUUCUUUUGUGUAAUUCAUUCACAAAAAUAAAAAACCUUUCAAACUUCA
Leucoraja erinaceus (little skate) is the source of this 2270-nucleotide messenger RNA. RefSeq names its product ralA binding protein 1 (gene ralbp1). Gene Ontology annotation, biological process: endocytosis; positive regulation of GTPase activity; small GTPase-mediated signal transduction. The transcript has 7 exons. The annotation marks the transcript as partial. Gene Ontology annotation, cellular component: membrane. Gene Ontology annotation, molecular function: GTPase activator activity; small GTPase binding. The record is from RefSeq and is a predicted model, not a curated record. Lineage: Eukaryota; Metazoa; Chordata; Chondrichthyes; Rajiformes; Rajidae.